Sphaerodactylus townsendi is the source of this 859-nucleotide messenger RNA. It is a transcript of the gene VMA22, whose product is annotated as coiled-coil domain containing 115. Gene Ontology annotation, biological process: vacuolar proton-transporting V-type ATPase complex assembly. Lineage: Eukaryota; Metazoa; Chordata; Lepidosauria; Squamata; Sphaerodactylidae. The transcript has 6 exons. The record is from RefSeq and is a predicted model, not a curated record. Gene Ontology annotation, cellular component: extrinsic component of endoplasmic reticulum membrane. The coding region runs from base 119 to 754 and encodes 211 amino acids.
GUCAGCUGAGGCCAGGAAGAAGUGAAUCGGGAGAGGGAAUUCAGAAGAGACACCGUGGAAAGGGGGAAGUUUUCCAUGAGCUGAGCAGUUGAGGUUCACCAGUUUGCUUCUUAGUAAGAUGGCUCCAGCUGAGGACAGGGGACCACGUCAAGUAUGCGAGGAGUUGGACCAGACCAUCCUUCACCUUUUUGAUGUUCUGGAGUCCCUCCAAACCAAGAGGGAAUCUUUUAACUGCUUGGUGGAACAGGGUUGGUUCUCCCUCUCCAAGUCACGUUAUGCCAUGGGUAGCAAGUCUGUCUCUGCUCUGCAGUAUGGACCUCAGAUGGCACCCCUGGUGCGAGUGAACACGAGACAGAAGGAAGACAGUCAGGUGGAGUUUCAUGCGGUCUUGGAAGCUGCAGAUGUUUCAAAGCCAAAGGCUGAAAAUGCAGAUGUUGUUGAAGAAAUCGGCCCCAGCGACCAAGUUUUACGACAGCGAAAGGGUCUAGGGAAAACAGAGGCUCCGAUCCGUCCUCCGGAGGACAUCUCUCAACCUGCGGAGAAGUUAGAGAAGCAAGAUCCACUAACGUGGUUUGGUAUCCUUGUGCCCCAGAGUCUGCGGCAGGCGCAAAAGACCUUCAAAGAAGGAAUACACUUGGCUGCAGAAAUUGCCUCGAUGCAAAGUGAACUUGAGGCCACUCGACGACAGUACCGUGCCUUGCUGGAGGAAAAGCAACGACUCUUAGCCAGAGAGAAUAUUCAGGACCAGCCAUAACUCCCUCACCGUUGAAACGCAGCUGGUGGCCCAUAUUUAUUGGUUGCGUCUCUUUAUCUGUACAUAAUGUUUUGAUUAAUAAACAAGGACCAAUAUUAGUGGAAA